Thalassophryne amazonica is the source of this 6662-nucleotide messenger RNA. It is a transcript of the gene plxna3, whose product is annotated as plexin A3. NCBI's taxonomy places the organism in Eukaryota, Metazoa, Chordata, Actinopteri, Batrachoidiformes, Batrachoididae. Gene Ontology annotation, biological process: negative regulation of cell adhesion; regulation of cell shape; semaphorin-plexin signaling pathway involved in axon guidance. Gene Ontology annotation, cellular component: semaphorin receptor complex. Gene Ontology annotation, molecular function: protein binding; semaphorin receptor activity. The transcript is spliced from 37 exons. The record is from RefSeq and is a predicted model, not a curated record. The coding region runs from base 129 to 5831 and encodes 1900 amino acids.
UUUCUUUUUUUCUUCAUGCAGUCAUGCCUUGUUGAAGAGGAUCAUCAUCAGAUCUGUAUCCAGCUCUACUCUCUUCUCCCUCCUCUCCACCCUUCAUCCUCUUCCUCCUCCUCCUCUUUUUAUCCACCAUGCUCCUUCUCUCCUCUGCUUUCUCUCCUCUUUUCCUUCUGUCUCUCCUCCUUUGCUCCCCCGUCCGCUCUGCUCCAGCUCCUCCUCUCACAGCGGCUGGCAGGGCCCUGUACCACUCGUUUGACACCCCUCUCACUCACCUAGCCAUCCACCGGCAGACGGGUGACGUGUUUGUUGGCGCCGUCAACCGCAUCCUGAAGCUGUCGUCCAAUCUGACGGAGCUGAGGAGUCACAUGACCGGCCCUGUGGAGGACAAUGCCAAGUGCUACCCACCGCCCAGCGUCCGGGCCUGCGCUCACCGACUGGAGUCCUCUGAUAAUGUGAAUAAGCUCCUGCUGGUGGAUUACACCGGGAACAGGCUGGUGGCCUGUGGUUCCAUCUGGCAGGGAGUCUGUCAGUUCCUCAGACUCGAAGACCUCUUCAAACUUGGCGAGCCGCAUCACCGCAAGGAGCACUACCUGUCUGGAGCCAGAGAGGCUGAUGGGAUGGCAGGUGUGGUUGUUGGUGAUGAAGACUGGAUGUCUGACCCCAAAAAGAAGAAACUGGCAAAAGGCAUCAGUCGCUUGUUUAUUGGCGCCGCCAUUGACGGCAAGUCUGAGUAUUUCCCCACACUGGCCAGCAGGAAGCUAGUGGCAGACGAAGAGAGUGAAAACAUGUUCUUGCUGGUCUACCAGGACGAGUUUGUCUCCUCGCAGAUCAAGAUUCCGUCAGAUACUCUGUCGCUGUACCCAGCCUUCGACAUCUACUAUGUGUACGGCUUUUCCAGCCGCACGUACGUCUACUUCCUGACGCUGCAGCUGGACACGCAGCUGACACAAAUGGACGCUGGCGGUGAGAAGUUUUUCACCUCAAAGAUUGUGAGGAUGUGCUCCAAUGACACGGAAUUCUAUUCCUACGUGGAGUUUCCUCUGGGCUGCACCAAAGACGGUGUGGAGUACCGGCUGAUCCAGGCUGCUUACAAGCAGAAACCAGGGCGGCGGCUCGCGCAGGCACUCGGGCUCUCCGAGGACGAUGACGUCCUUUUUGUUGUCUUCUCACAGGGUCAGAAGAAUCGGUCCAACCCACCCAGAGAGACGGUUCUGUGUCUGUUCACCCUUCACAGCAUCAACCUGGCCAUGAGGGAGAGGAUCCGCUCUUGUUACCGAGGGGAGGGGCGGCUCUCGUUACCCUGGUUACUCAACAAGGAGCUGCCCUGCAUCCAUACUCCGAAGCAGAUCGGUGAUGAUUUCUGUGGCCUGGUGUUGAACCAGCCGCUGGGCGGAACGCGGGUGAUCGAGGGAACGCCGCUCUACGAGGACCGGACGGAGGGCAUGGCGGCGGUGGCGGCCUACACGUACGGCGAGCACAGCGUGGUGUUCGUGGGAACGCGCAGUGGACAGCUGAAGAAGAUCCGUGUGGAUGGGAUCCUGCCGCCAUCCCAGAAUGCUUUGCUGUAUGAGACUGUGUCCAUGGUAGAAGGGAAACCCAUCCUGAGGGACAUUGUGUUCAGUCCGGACCACCAAUACAUCUACCUGCUGAGCGACAAACAGGUGAGCCGGCUGCCAGUGGAGAGCUGUGAGCAGUAUGGCGGCUGUGCAGCCUGUCUGGGGUCAGGUGACCCUCACUGCGGCUGGUGCGUCCUGUUCAACAAGUGCUCCAGACAGGAAGCAUGUGACAAGUGGGAGGAGCCUCAGCAUUUCAACACCCGGCUGGACCAAUGUGUUGAUAUCUCUGUUACCCCGAGUAACAUGUCCGUCACCUCCCCAGCAACACAGCUGACCAUUCAGGUGCAGAACGUGCCGGCGCUGUCAGGGGGCGUGUCCUGUGUUUUUGAGGAUCUGAGUGAAACCCCUGGUGAGGUCUUAGCCAGUGGUCAGGUGACGUGUAUGUCGCCGUCACUGGGAGACAUGCUAACACACCCCUACACCUAUGGUGAGCAGCGUGUGGUUCCGCUCAGUCUUCGCUCCACAGAAACUGGACAUCAGUUCAUCAGAACCAGCUUCAUCUAUUACAACUGCUCUGUGCUCAACUCGUGCACGUCAUGUGUAAGCAGUGUUUUUCCGUGUCACUGGUGUAAAUAUCGCCACGUCUGCACAAACAACCUACAGGACUGCUCAUUCCAGGAGGGACGAGUCAGCGGCAUGGAGGGCUGUCCUCAGAUCCUGCCAACCUCGGACAUCCUGGUUCCGGCCGGAAUGGUUCGUCCAAUCACUCUGCGAGCUCGCAACCUUCCUCAACCUCAGUCGGGUCAGAAGAACUAUGAAUGUGUGUUCAACAUUCAGGGCAAAGUCCAGCGAAUCCCUGCCGUCCGCUUCAACUCCUCAUGCAUCCAGUGUCAGAACACUUCGUACUGGUAUGAAGGUGAUGAAGCUGGUGAUCUUCCAGUGGACUUCUCCAUUGUUUGGGACGGAGAUUUCUUCAUCGAUAAGCCUGCAUCUAUGAAAGCAUUGCUCUAUAAGUGUGAGGCCCAGCGUUCCAGCUGUGGGCAGUGCCUCAAAGCUCCGCCCACCUUCGAAUGUGGGUGGUGCACUGAAACCAGGAAGUGCCUCCUUCGCCAGCACUGCCCCUCCCCUGAACAAAAUUGGAUGCAUCAUGGACGACACAACCUACGCUGCAGUCACCCGCGCAUCACCAAGAUCAGUCCUCUGACUGGUCCUCGGGAAGGGGGGACGAGGGUGAUGAUUGAAGGUGAGAAUCUGGGUCUGCAGGUGCGAGAGAUUGCCCAUGUUCAGGUGGCGGGGGUCCGCUGUAACCCUGUGCCCUCUCAUUACGUCAGCGCGGAGAGGAUUGUGUGCGACAUGGCGGAAGCUCUGCUCCCUCACUCUCCAGGCGGCCCCGUUGAGCUGUGCAUUGGUGUCUGCAGCGCCGAGUAUCGAACCCUGUCCACACAGACCUACUCCUUUGUGACGCCGACGUUCAGUCGAAUCCGUCCGGAUAAAGGCCCCGUUUCUGGAGGAACCAGACUUACGGUGACCGGGCGACACCUGGACGCCGGCAGCACUGUCACUGUCUACAUCGACAAGGAAGAAUGUCUGUUUGUCAAGCGGACCAAUCGGGAAAUAAUCUGCAUAACUCCCGCCUCCCUGACUGGCUCUGGUCCAGCUCCCAUCCACCUGAUGAUUGACAGAGCUGAGGUGACGAGCACAGAGAUCAGAUACGUUUACACAGAAGAUCCAACCAUCGUCAGCAUAGAACCCAACUGGACCAUCAUCAAUGGCAGUACAGUCAUAACUGUAAUCGGAACCAACCUACUGACCAUUCAGGAACCCAAAGUCCGAGCCAAAUACGGAGGAGUGGAGACUCAGAAUGUUUGUAACGUCGUCAAUGACAGCACCAUGACGUGUUUGGCUCCUGGUCUGGUCUACACCAAACCCAACCCGCCUGACGGCCCCAUGCAGCCUGAAGAAUUUGGUUUCAUCUUUGACCAGGUUUCAUCUCUGCUCAUUCUGAACAUGACCCCCUUCAUGUACUACCCCAAUCCAACUUUUGACCCUCUUGGGAAUUCUGGGAUCCUGGAAGUCAAACCAGGAUCACCUAUUAUUCUCAAGGGUAAGAACCUGGUCCCGCCGGCUCCAGGAAACAACCGGCUGAACUACACAGUUCUGAUUGGAGAGUCGGCCUGCCUGCUGACUGUGUCGGAGAACCAGCUGCUGUGUGAUUCACCGGACCUCACUGGAGAACAGCGAGUCCUGAUCCUGGUUGGUGGUUUGGAAUACUCUCCGGGUACGCUUCAUAUCUACUCAGACAGCACCCUGACCUUACCUGCCAUCAUCGGGAUUGGCGCCGGCGGCGGCGUCCUGCUGAUCGCCAUCAUCGCCGUGCUGAUCGCCUACAAGCGCAAAACUCGCGAUGCUGACCGCACAUUGAAGCGCCUCCAACUACAGAUGGACAACCUGGAGAGCCGGGUCGCACUUGAGUGCAAGGAAGCCUUUGCAGAGCUGCAGACAGACAUCCAGGAACUGACCAAUGACAUGGACGGAGUGAAGAUUCCCUUCCUGGAGUAUCGAACCUACACCAUGAGAGUCAUGUUCCCGGGGAUCGAGGAGCACCCAGUGCUGAAGGAGCUCGACUCUCCGGCUAACGUGGAGAAAGCUCUGCGUCUCUUCAGCCAGCUGCUCAACAACAAGAUGUUCCUGCUGACCUUCAUCCACACCCUGGAGGCCCAGAGGUCCUUCUCCAUGAGGGACCGCGGCAACGUGGCCUCGCUGCUGAUGGCCGCUCUGCAGAGUCGGAUGGAGUACGCCACAGUGGUGCUGAAACAGCUGUUGGCCGACCUCAUCGAGAAGAACCUGGAGAACAGAAACCACCCCAAACUUCUGCUCAGGAGGACAGAGUCUGUUGCUGAGAAGAUGUUGACAAAUUGGUUCACCUUCCUCCUGCAUCGAUUCCUGAAGGAGUGCGCUGGCGAGCCUCUCUUCAUGCUGUACUGCGCCAUAAAGCAGCAGAUGGAGAAAGGGCCGAUCGACGCCAUCACUGGUGAAGCGCGCUACUCUCUGAGCGAAGACAAGCUCAUCAGGCAGCAGAUCGACUACAAGCAGCUGACACUCAUGUGCAUCCCUCCAGAGGGCGAGGCCGGCACCGAGGUCCCGGUGAAGGUCUUAAACUGUGACACUGUGACUCAGGUCAAAGACAAACUGCUGGAUGCUGUUUACAAAGGGAUCCCGUUUUCCCAGAGGCCUCAGGCUGAUGACAUGGACCUCGAGUGGCGUCAGGGCCGGUUGACCAGGAUCAUCCUUCAGGAUGAAGACGUGACAACGAAGAUUGAAAGCGACUGGAAGAGGCUGAACACUCUGGCUCACUACCAGGUAACAGAUGGCUCAUUAGUGGCCCUGGUGCAGAAACAGGUUUCUGCCUACAACAUCACCAACUCCUUCACCUUCACGCGGUCCCUCAGCAGAUACGAGUCGUUGCUGCGGACGUCCAGCAGCCCUGACAGCCUGAGAUCCAGAGCUCCAAUGAUCACACCUGACCAGGAGACAGGAACUAAACUGUGGCACCUGGUGAAGAACCACGAACACAGCGAUCAGCGGGAAGGAGACCGAGGCAGCAAGAUGGUUUCUGAAAUCUACCUGACCCGCCUGCUGGCCACCAAAGGGACGCUCCAGAAGUUUGUUGAUGAUCUGUUUGAGACGGUGUUCAGUAUCGCUCACCGCGGCUCUGCACUGCCUUUGGCUAUUAAAUACAUGUUUGACUUUCUGGACGAGCAGGCCGACAAACGGCAGAUCAGCGACCCAGACGUCCGGCACACGUGGAAGAGCAACUGCCUUCCACUCAGGUUCUGGGUGAACGUGAUCAAAAACCCUCAGUUUGUGUUCGACAUCCAUAAGAGCAGCAUCACUGACGCAUGCCUGUCGGUUGUUGCUCAAACCUUCAUGGACUCCUGCUCCACGUCUGAACACCGGCUGGGUAAAGACUCUCCAUCCAACAAGCUGCUCUACGCAAAAGACAUCCCCAACUACAAAAACUGGGUGGAGAGGUACUACAGGGACAUUUCAAAGAUGCCCAGCAUCAGCGAUCAGGACAUGGACGCCUACUUGGUGGAGCAGUCCCGUCUCCAUGGCAACGAGUUCAACACACUGAGCGCACUCAGUGAGCUAUAUUUCUACAUCAACAAGUACAAGGAAGAGAUCCUGACGGCGUUGGACAGAGACGGAUACUGUCGCAAACACAAGCUGAGACAAAAACUGGAGCAAGCCAUCAACCUGAUGUCAGGAAGCAGCUGAAAGGGGCGUUGCCCCACAGCGACGGACAGAUGGCUGAACGGGAGAAAGGGGCGGUGAGGGCAAGGAGAGCGUUGAACCCUUCUGAACUGUUUGACAGUCAGCUGACAGGACCUGUUGGACUGAACCUCAGCCACAACUCCAGUCCAUCGAUCCAUCAAUAAUUUAUUUGUCAGGUGAUUGAUUGAUCAUGAACUCUAGGAGCCCCGCUGCCACCUGCUGGUGGAGUUUUGAGUGGAAAUAAACUUCCAAAUGGAUUACGAUGCAUUUCGAAUCUGACAUCAAAGAACCUUCUGGAUGCAUCUGUCGGUUUGGAUUUGACUCCACCAUCGCUGGGAGCGGAGAUCAAAGUGCCAGGCGGCUGUGGAACGGCCCAGAGGGACUCUGGUUUCAUGAACCAGAGGACAUGAACCCGUCCUCAGUCUAGAACUCGAGGCCUGAGGUUAAGAUCAAGGGGUCAAGCCAUGUUUCCUUGAAAGCUAGUGACUGCAUGGUUCAGACUUGACCUGGUCUGAAAGAUCCAGAACCCCACACUGGGUUUGAUCCGACCCUGAAGCCACACUGCGGUCUGGAGAGAUCCAGACUGAACACCAGAAGGUCAAGUCGAGGCCUUCAAACUGAUGUCAUUAUUUUGGACCUUUUGUCCUCAUCUUCAAAUUCUUCUCCCCAUCUGGAAGUCUCGGGACUUCAGGUCACGUUUUCCAGAAGCCUCGAGAGUCCAGGAUUCAAAAGGUUUUUGUUGAAGCUUUAAGGGACAAAAAAAUGCUGAGUGUCAGUAUGACAUUUGAACCACUGGAAGUGACAGUUUGACCCAGGACAGUUUCAGUCCAACCA